Rhododendron vialii is the source of this 990-nucleotide messenger RNA. RefSeq names its product receptor-like protein 33. The record is from RefSeq and is a predicted model, not a curated record. Lineage: Eukaryota; Viridiplantae; Streptophyta; Magnoliopsida; Ericales; Ericaceae. Gene Ontology annotation, molecular function: protein binding. The transcript has a single exon. Bases 1 to 990 code for a protein of 329 amino acids.
AUGGAGCCCCACAAAGUCCCAUCUACUCUCUCAAAUCUCAAGCAACUCACUAUGUUAGAUCUUUCCGACAACAACUUCCAAGGUACAAUUCCCGUUCUUGCUGAGCUCACAAACCUGGAGGUUUUAUCUCUAGAUGCUAACAAUUUCACUGGUGGGUUUCCACUCUGGGUUGCAAACUUGAAACUACUUAUUUCUCUAGAAAUAUCACAUAAUCAACUCGCAGGGCCCAUCCCCUUCAAUUUAAGUGGUCUUCAAAACCUACAAUAUUUCUACUUAUGGAGUAACUCUCUCAGUGGGGUAAUACCUCCAUCAUUGUUUUCUCUUCCGUCAUUGAUGUAUUUAGACUUGAGUUUCAAUAAAUUAACUAGUCAGAUUCCUGAAUUCCAGCAUCAUUUACCAUUUUACAGCAUUGAAUUGAGUGAUAAUAAACUUCAUGGUCCCAUUCCACAUUCAAUUUCAACUCUUGUAAAUUUGGACACACUCUAUCUUGCGUCAAAUGAUCUGAGUGGUGUUGUGGAUCUGCAAGUACUCAACAAUCUUGAGGAUCUUUCUGUUUCCAACACUAAUAUUUCGGUGGUCGUUGGAAGCAAUGUCAACAAUACCCUUCCCAACCUUAGGUAUUUCUAUAUGUCCUCUUGCAACAUCGAGGUGUUCCCUUAUUUCUUAAGAGCCUUAGAGAAUCUUGAAGAGCUAGAUCUUUCUCAAAACAAAAUUCAUGGACAAAUUCCAAAUUGGGUUGGGUUCGUCGGAAAGGCUUCAUUGGGGAAUUUGAAUCUUUCACACAAUUUUCUAACAUGCAUAAAGCAACUUCCUUGGGAGAAACUAGAUACUCUUGAUCUGCGUUCCAAUUUGCUUCAAGGACCACUUCCCAUUCCACCCCCACUCGUACGAUACUUUUUCAUCUCAAACAACAGUCUUAGUGGAGAGAUUCCUUCAUUGAUUGCAAUGCGAGUUCCCUUGAGAUUCUUGAUUUGUCUCACAACAAAUUGA